Scleropages formosus (Asian bonytongue) is the source of this 7583-nucleotide messenger RNA. It is a transcript of the gene syt14a, whose product is annotated as synaptotagmin XIVa. The record is from RefSeq and is a predicted model, not a curated record. Lineage: Eukaryota; Metazoa; Chordata; Actinopteri; Osteoglossiformes; Osteoglossidae. The transcript is spliced from 8 exons. The coding region runs from base 764 to 3067 and encodes 767 amino acids. Gene Ontology annotation, molecular function: phospholipid binding.
CAAGCUGUCUUUAGAGAACACAGGGGAGCUGUCCUGUCUGGAUGAAUACAGGAAAAACAAGGAUUCUCAAGAAGCUUUGCUUCACUCGCAGAGAAAUUUGCGGUGAAAGAAGAACCAAGCACUGCACGCUGUGUCUUUGAGACGCUACUUGAAAUAACACUGUUACAGACUGCCAACUCAAAGGACUGUUUCUGUAGCGUAAAUAAUAAGCUGGACGAAGGAUGUUCUUUGAAUAAAAUGGGAUAAGUUGCAAUUUUUGGGGCUGGGAGAUGCUCACACUGAUGGACAGCUUCAAAUAUGUUCCUUUCCUGUGCCAAAUGGGAUUUAAUGUAUCCAAACUGUUCCCUCCAUCGUCAGUAAAACAUGAUAAGCAGGAACCUCCAAGACAGCGCAGGAGCCAAACUCCUCGAAGCUCUUCAGACACACUGAAUUUUCUGUAAAGGCUGCUCUUUAAGAAUUGCAAUGGCUGAGAAAAAAAAUGUCAUUACUGCAUGAUGAGAUUGAAUUUCAGGCUGGGCAUCAAUUUAAAGAAACCUUUGGGCUUUGACAGGCUAAGGCCAUAGCUCUCCCUGCCUUGUUAGCAAUACAUCUCACUCUUUGUGUAUGUGCCAACAGCAGCCAGUGCUUGUAAAGUUCUGGCACGGAGCCUGUUGGAGAAUUAGGCCCUAAUGGCACGAGAUAAAUGAGGCAGUCGUACCAGAGUCCGGAGCAGCGCAGGCUUGGGCUGGAGGGCUAAGGAACAGGCCUGUCCACUGCUCCAGGAAUGGCGUUCUUCAAGAGCUUUCAGCAGAGCCUUCCCUCUGUGUCCUCCAUCCUGGACUCGGUCACUAAUGCUGUGGAUGACUUUGCCUAUGCCGUGGGUGAUGUCACCUAUGCAGUCAGUGACCAGCUGGCAGAGCAAGUCACCACCAUCAUCCACCGUGUGCAGGCGGAGGAGAAGGAGAGGCUGCGCAAGGCCGAGGCUGCAGAGAGGGCUGCCCGGGACGCGGAGAGGGAGCUGGCUUUGGACAGGGGCCCUGAAGAAGGUAGAGCCCGGAUCAAACGGCAGGCUUCGUUUAACCAGUCCCAGGAGCCGGGGUCAGAUGCCGAAGGUCCGGAUUACAUCAAAACAUCCUCCCGUCCCACCGAGCGGAGUGAGAAAGGGACAAAUGGUUGUCCUGGAGGGGUCAGGAACAGCUGUACUCAGGGGAAGCAGAAUGAGCCAAAGUCUUCCUAUGCUAAUAACCCGAGGAAUCACAGAAAGACGACUCAGACCUCAGUUGGUGAAACCGGGUUUGAAAAGACAAAGGGUGUUCGAGAAAAUGGAAUCAGUCGGCACGUCAACGACCUGGAGGACUGCCAGGACAGCAAGACAACAAUAGGAGGGACAAAACACAGGACGGGGAGCUGCGGCGAGCAGUCGAGCAAAGCGAAAUGUGACGCUCAUCCCAAACCAGGGAGAUGUGGAGACACUUCAGCUCGGGAAAGGAUAGACCCUGCGGGUCGAGGGAUCAAUGGCUCUUCCGGACAGCACGGUAGGACCACGGGUGAUGCUGCAGGGAGGGGAAGAAGCGGAACAAAGCCCAGCCCAGACAAGCCCUACCCCGACGUGGACCCCCGGAGCUCCUCCUCGGAGAGCGAGGACGAGGUGAUGGGCAAGUACCAGGAGGCCGUGUCCCGCUCCCAGUGCAUGAGGGCGGCCGAAGCCCGGCAUCAGAAGGGCUACGGAUGGGAGACCAGGCACAAGUACAGCCCCUUGUCGGCCGAGUACGACGGCUACAGCAGCGAGGCGUCCACCGAGGAGGUGAACUACAUCCAGAGGAUGAGGCGCACGCCCCCCCUGGACGAGCUGCAGCCGCCGCCCUAUCAGGACGAGAACGGCUCCCCGCGCAUGUCCUGCACCCCGUCGGACGCGGGCGACGCCAAGUGCGCCCAGUCCCAGUGCAGCGACAGCCCCCGCCACUCCUACGGCAAGUGCCCCAGCGAGGCGAGCGCAGGACACGAGACCGAGAGCUACCUCAACAAGGGCUAUGAGGAGGACGUGCCCAGCGACAGCACCGCCGUGCUCAGCCCGGAGGACAUGUCGGCCCGCGGAUCUGCUGCACAGCUGCCAAAGGGUUACGAGCCAGAACCCGUGGCCAAGUACGGCACCCUGGACGUGGUUUUCGACUACGAUUCAGAGGAGCAGCGGCUGCUGCUGACGGUCAUGGCCGUGACGGACAUCCCGGCCCUUAAGCGCACGGGCAGCAUCUCCUGGCAGGUGCACCUGGUGCUGCUGCCCACCAAGAAACAGCGGGCCAAGACGGGCAUCCAGAAGGGCCCAUGUCCCGUCUUCACGGAAACUUUCCGCUUCAACCACGUGGAGCCGGAGAUGAUCGGGAACUACGCGGUGCGCUUCCGCCUCUAUAGCAUACGCCGCAUGAAGAAAGAGAAGGUGCUGGGCGAGAAGGUGUUCUACCUCACCAAGCUCAACCUGCAGGGCAAGAUGUCGGUGCCCGUGGUCCUGGAACCCUGCUGCAUGCUGCCGGGGUGCGAGUCCCAGGUCAGCAUAUCAGAGAUGUCAUGCAGCGAGAGCACCUCAUCCUUCCAGUCGGUGGGCCAGGGUUCGGCCCCUGAGAUCCUUGUGGGCCUCGUCUACAACGCCACCACGGGCCGCCUCUCCGUAGAGGUCAUCAAGGGUAGUCACUUCAAAAACCUGGCAGCCAACAAGCCACCCAAUGGGCUGUUCUGUUGUCUAAAACACUUGAUAGGUGGACAGGUUUAUAUAAUCAGAGACACAUACGUAAAGCUGACGCUGUUGAACUCAAUGGGCCAGGAGAUGUCCAAGUGCAAGACGUCGAUUUGCCGGGGGCAGCCCAACCCCACCUACAAGGAGACGUUCGUCUUCCAGGUGGCGCUGUUCCAGCUGUCGGACGUGACGCUCGUCCUCUCGGUGUACAACAAGCGCAGCAUGAAGCGCAAGGAGAUGAUCGGCUGGAUCUCGCUGGGCCUCAACAGCUCCGGGGAGGAGGAGCUCAGCCACUGGACGCAGAUGAAGGAGUCCAAGGGGCAGCAGGUGUGUCGCUGGCACAGUCUGCUCGAGUCCUAGGAGGAGGAGCGUCCAGGAGCAGCAGGAGCAGGCGAAGGUCAAGAGGGACGGAGCUCAGGACCUUCUGUAAGGAGGCCACCGCUCCCCCCGUGGGUCCAGCUUGUAGGACAUGGUGUGAAGGAUGAUGUAAGAGUUCUUUUCCCCGCUUCCUUUUUUUUCUUUCCCAUGUUCCACAUGUAUGACCAUGAAAGACGUAUUUGUAAACAUUGAUGCUGUUCAUUUGAGACGGAGCUGUCAGAAGGGGUUAGUGCUGCCUGUUUACAGUGAACUCACUCCCACACAACACACACACACACACACACACACACACACACACACACACACACUCUUUUUACCCACUUUUCUUCCUCUAACUGUUCAGUGCAUUUGCACCCUCCUCCCAGCCAGGCCUUACAACACCACUGUGUGGAGAAGCUGUGUGAUCUCACAGGGGUUCGAGCUUGGAGAGCGGGCGGGCGUUGCACAGUCACUGCACUCGUUGCCAAAAAAACCCCACCUUGCGCAUGCUUUUCAAAAAUCCCAAGAAAAGCCGUCAGACAACAAGAGAUGGAAAAUUGCGCUCGGCGACUACACGUCUGUCUCGAUGCCUGGUGUCGCUCGUUCGUGGCAUUAGCAGCGACGUACUUUAUCGCUGAGGAACAGAAGAACUCCGCAGGGCAUCUUCUCUUGUGCUUUAAUGGUGCUAGCCCGUGAUCCUCGGCUCCCGGACGGACGGGCUCUCUAACGGGAACAGUAUUUUCCACCGUAGUGGUGACGUUUCGCCAAGCACAAAUGCACCUCUUCUCGUUUACCUUUAUUUUACUCUUUUUCCUGCGUGCAGGGAGAGAAAGGACUCCGUUCCGCAGCACACCUGAAACAAAUGGGCUCAUAACGGCUUUUAAAAGUCACUUUUGUCUCACAGCUACGGUUCCAUCUGCAGCAUCAUCAUCAGCCGUCCUUUUUAAUUAUAAUUAUUAACAUGAUUAUACCUGUGAGAGCACCACGCCUUCAGUGCUCUGCAGGUUCAUUACAGUUUACCUUUCACUGAAAUACAUAUAAUCGUGUAUUCUGUCUCGAAGCCAAAAGGCCCUUUUAAUCUGUUUCAGGGACAGAAAAUGCUUGUUCUCAUAAAUUUAAAAAAAAAUAAAUAAAUGAAAUAUCUAAAUAUAUUUAAAAACAUUUUGUUCUGUGAAGUAUCUAUUUAAAAUCAAUAGAUACUUGGGAAAGGUUUUCCAAAUUUAAACUCGGCUGUCUUACUGUUGCGUCCCACUCGGGUACGAGAGAAGGAAGACAGAGGAAGAAAUCAUAAAAAAAAAAAAAACUAAAUAUCUAUAUAUGAGCCAACAACCAAGAAGACAUCAGAUUUUUCAUUAUGACGCAUGGAAAAUCUACAAGAGUCAUGCAUAAUAUUAAGGUCAUAAUACCAUGGUAAACUUCACAUUACGAUCCACGUGAAAACGCCUUCGAGUUGGACGGCCUGAGGGGUCUGUGACCGGAGGUUGUUUUCUUAUAAAUACUGUUUACCUGCUGUUACUGUAAUAUUUCUGUAUUUCCGGUACGGCUGAUUGGUUAGGGUUAGGGUUUUACGGGUGUCCAGUAAGCAUGUACUGCGGCUUUGUUGAAUUUUAUCCUGGAAAGCACCGCUCCACGGUCCUUUUUUACGUUCACUUGCUCCUGACCGCGACGCGUAAGAGUUCCUCUCCCCCAGCGGGGGGCGCUGUUGCUGUGCCUUGGGACAUACAGCAAAUCAUGGAAUGAUUGACACCUUGUGAUUCUACCAGAUUACAGCUUUCAGUAUGUGGGUGAAUGAGGUUCUUCAGCGAAACAUGUUUUGCACUUUUAUGAAUUAUUUUUUGUUUUAUGGUGGUUGUGGCUGUUUUUUUAUAAGGAAGGAGAAACCAGCUCUAUGGUGUUUAAGGUAUCAUCCCUCUGCUGAAAGCCCAUGGGCUCCAGGUCAACGACUGUUUGAACAUUAGAUCUUUCACACUUGGUUUUCUCAAAAUAGCUGAGAGGCGGAUCAGAUUGGCGGAUACAACGGGAUUCGAAUCUGCAGCUUGUGUAGUUAACGCUGUCGAGAUGCUACUGCUGGGGUUAGAAUCCAAUACAGUCAGAGGUGGAAAUCUGGUGUUUUCAGUUAUAGCAGGUCCUUGAGAUCUGUCUUCACUGACACGUAGACACUGGUUAUCUCAUAUAUAGGGAAGCCAUUAGUGAUUUGUGAUUGGCCAUCUCGUCGGAGCUGUGAGUUCUGAUAGGCCAGCUCGUUAGAGCUGUGAUUUCUGUUUGGCCAUUUAAUUUCUACCAUUUCUCAGCCUUGAAGCGUGUGGCAUUGCAGACUGCCGAGGAGUAGGCCUGAGUUCACUGCUGUGAAGCUGGCAGUGGCCUGCAGGGUGGCUCUUUGCUGAUGGUUGUGGUAUCCAGGCCCUUUGAAAUGGUCUCCCUGAACCUCAAGGCUGGACUGCACACAAGCCACCGGCUCAGGCCUCAAGCUGCAUUUGCCAGGCGCUGAAAACAGCCUGUUUUUCAACAAUGUCACAACCUCUGCGCGACCUCUUUCGAAUCCGCCGCAGCAUUUUGAUCAAGCAACUUCUAGACUGUCGAUUGUUACAUAAUGUAAACUUUAUAGAGAAUUUUUCCUAUGUAUUUUUAUAUUAAAAGUAUGAUGAAUGGAGACGGUAUCUGGUAUGAGUUCAAAGCUCUGUGAGCAAAAUUAAUUUGGAAGUGCAAAUUUCCACUCUGUUUAAUUAAUUUAUCUAUUAAUUAUUGUGUCAUUUCCACAUUUACUCAUUGAAAAACACCCUUGGACACAAUGUUUAUACAGAAAAAUCAUUGUUCUCUUCUUUUUUUUCUUCGUUAAAAUCCCAUAGGGAUAGAAAAUGUUUUAAAAAGUUUUAAAACAAUGUGAAAUGUAUGGAAAAACCUUGUCGCUCAAUGUGAUGUUGUUUCGCAGUUGUGCUGAUAUCAUACUGGUUCUGAAACGUUUCCGAUCUUGUUCUAUCCCCGUUGAAGGUGUACUCAAAAAAAGAAAAAGACAAAAAACACACCUAGUCAGCUGGCCUUGUGAAACUGGUAAGCUUUGUGAUGACAAAAGCACACCUCUUACGGCACAACAGUGAAACCCACCUUGUGAAAGCCGAUGGGUCGCUCGGCCAGACUGUCUCUUGCCCAGGACGUCCCUCGCCUCCAACGGCAGGUUCACGGGCCGAACCCCGGGAAGUGGCGUUGCGCUCCUUGCGCUCCUUGCGCUCCCUCAGGCACAGACCCAAAAAAUUACAUACUGGCUUUUCAUCUUGUCUGUACAUACAAUUUCAGUCUCGGUGGCGGAUCGGUUGUAUUGAACACCAGCAUGGUGAUUGGUUAGGGUUAGGGUCAGGGUCAGGGUUAGGGUCACGGUUAGGGUUAGGGUCAGGGUUAGGCUUAGGGCAGACUGAUAUCCUAGGACACCCACCUUCCAUUCAUGCAUAGCAAGGAGAAGUGCACUGGUAUGGAAGUGAAAAACCCUUUACUCACCUCAAUAAGUUGCCUUAUUCUCUAGUUACGUAUCCAGCCGGUUGAUAAAUACCAACCCUCAUGAAUAUAAACUCGGUCCGUAAAUUGCAAUUCUGACAGAAAUCAGAAAUUGUGAGAAUUUAUGCCUUUCCCAUCCACAAACCACUUCAGCCAGAUAAACCUCGAAAGGGCCCUGAAAACGUAAGACGCUUGGGUACGAAAUUUUCAAAGUACUGCUAUGCGUGUGAGAUUUCCCGUGGUGCGAUUCCAAGUUGAGCGAAUGAGCUACAAACGCGAUUGCGGCGAAGCUGUAAUAUCGCGAUACGCUGCGGAAAAACAUUUCAAAAGUUAGGGUCAAGGGGCGCGAGGGGCUAAAAAGAACAAAAAUGACUGGUGAAGCACAGCACAGAUGGCACACGUGUGGAACUUUCACAUGACCAAUAAGUGGUUACAUAGUGUAGAUCGCAUCCGCCGGCAUCUUACGCCGCGGGUUCGAAGGUCAAAGGUCAGGGACGUGGCGUGGACCUAAAUGACACCAGCAUUACACGUAGAUGUUCGACGAGGCCCAGCACAAGAAUCCCGGCACGGGGCCUUUCUGCGCCCCGCUCGCAUUCAGGACUAGAACCCGUUCGCUUCCGAACUUUCACAAGGUGUGUUCUUACUACUGUGAUUUAGGGUCUUUGACAUUUUAUAUACGUGUGUUAUAUGCUCUGCUGGUUUCUUUUACUUCCUGAUUUCACUGGUUACAAGAUGAAUCCUCUCAUGUUUUGUCCCUUUUCUUUCCUCGAAACGACUGCCUACGACCACCGAUUCCUUCGGUGCCUUACUUUCUCUCUCUCUCUCUCUCUCUCUCUCUCUCUCUCUCUCUCUCUCUCGCUCUCUCUCUUUGGGUCGAGAGUGUUACUACUGAGACAACGUUUGUGUCGCCGUGUGUUAAACCGUACUUCUUUGGACGUGAAUUGAUUUGUAACAACGUCUUACGCGAUGGUUUCAGAAAAAAAAAGAGGAUUUGUAUGUGAAAUAAUUGUUUUAAAUAGAGAAACAGUUCUGC